Messenger RNA from Pimephales promelas (fathead minnow), 2182 nucleotides. RefSeq lists its product as uncharacterized. NCBI's taxonomy places the organism in Eukaryota, Metazoa, Chordata, Actinopteri, Cypriniformes, Leuciscidae. The record is from RefSeq and is a predicted model, not a curated record.
CUGGAGCAUAAAGGAACAAAAGGCGUUGAGCUUCCUCCUAGUCUGCCAUCAUAACACACGUUGAGAGAGCUGAAUAACUUUUCAGAGGACACUAUUUUUACCGAGACACAAGCACAAAAGCUACGACAUGAACAUGUUCAAAAAUAAAACAGCAACUGCAAAGUUUUACAAAGAACCAGCAAUGCUGGAGGAAGUGUACACUGGAUACCUGCACAAGUCCCCUGGUCAACCGGCCUUAUUAAAAACCUUUAAAUCCUGGAAACGCCGUUUCUUUGUGCUCUCCAAGACGGACGAAGACGACUACCAUCUGACAUAUUACACAAACAACGAAAAGAGAGACAAACCUGUGGGAGAGAUAAACCUUUCUAAGAUCACCUUGAUGUUUACUGGCCUAGAGACACAUCCGAUGCGGGACUGGAUUCAGAAACACUUCAAGUGUCCUCCAUCCUCUGUGCUGUUCUUGAGGGUGGAAGACGACACACACACACACAGCAGAGACUAUUUUCUUAUUGGAGAAAACAGUGAUGAUGUGGAUGGUUGGUGCAAAGCCCUGAAUACCGCAAAAUCAAAUAAACAAAGACAUACAUUUAACACCAUUGAGGACAACAGAAGUAGAUCAACAUCUGCACCUCUGAACGGUUCAGAACAAAAGGUUGAAGGUCUGUCUGAUGAAAGAUGGUCAGCACCUGAAUUAAUGUUAUCUCCUCCACCAACCCCAGGCCAUUAUGACUAUCCUCGCAAGUUCAGCGAACCUCCAGUACCAGUAGAGCUCAAGAUUUCAGUUAACGAGGAUAAAGAUGAGAAGGACGGGAAACAGGAUGAAGCUCCAGAGGACAACAAUGAAUACAUGGUCAUGGCAUCAGUGCAAAUGGCGUUGGAAGAUGUCCAACAGGAGACGGACACUGCAUGCAUACAGACAAACACUUCCAUUAAUGGCCACGAGUCUUCUGUGUGCAAUGGUGCCGUCAACCAUGAUACGGACGAUGAUAAUAAACGAAUGAGUGCAGAUGAGAGACAUUCUCUGCCUCGUCUCCUCAACUCCAAUGGGAACUGUGCCUCUACAGAGAAGGUCGAGGCGCCUUUAAACAAUGGUGAAAUACGAACACAUGUUGAGAAGAAGAUCUGCGUUCGUCAAAACAGUCUGAAAAACAGCCUGAUCUUGAAACAGGAAGAAGCCAAAUCAUGUGUGUCUGAUUGUCGGCAAAUCUAGGAUUCACAUCUAUUCCAUAAGGGGGAUCAAAUCCUGGCCUUCGAUGACCUGCUAACAGACACAGAAAUACAGAUAUAUAAGCAAGUCACUAAAUUCAGAGAUCUAUAAUUAUAAGUAUAAAUACUACUGUAUGUACAUAAAACUGUAUAAGUUGUAGUGGGUAUUAGUCCUGUCUCCUCUCUACCAGUAAGCUGGUGUGUGGUGGGCAUUCUGGUGCAAUAUGGCUGCCGUCGCGUAAUGCAGCACAUUGGUGGUGUUUGAGGAGAUUACCCCUUUGUAAAGUGCUUUGAGUACCCAGAAAAGUGCUAUAUAAAUUUAAAGAAUUAUGUUUGAUUAUGUCAAGAACAAGAGUCAAGUAUUACAUUAUAACAAGUAUGAACUGAAGGUGGUAAAAACUGGAACUGAAUCGUGGUAAAAAAAAAUGUUCAUGUAUUUUAACCUCUUUAAAGCUGCACUUUUUUCCCCUUAAUGGAACAUGGGGGUGGAAAAAAUAUGAGAUGGGAGGAAAAGUAAGUAAAUGCUAUUGCGCUUCCUCCUCAAAACACUUUAGUGUUCCCUGGAGAAACUUUGCAUUUGCUCACACAUCUUACAGUAUGUGUUCUUUGUAAGCAAACGCAAAGUUUCUCGGGGGAACACAAAACAAUUGCCAGCGAACUCAAUAGCAUUGACAAUAAUGUUUACUCCUAUCUCCCUUUUUUCUUCAUGUCCCUUUAAAGGCUCCGCACUUUUUAUAAUUCUAACAGUAUGAGAUACUUUAUAUACUGUGUAUAUACAACUUUACUGUCAUUGUGUAUUUCAUUUUGAAAAGCAUGUAAUCAAUGAUGUCUUGCUCCAAAUCAUUAUACAUUGAUUUAAAUGUUUCAGUCACAAUUUAUGGAUUACUGAAAAAGUAGCCUAUAUAGCUGUACUGUACCAGCAUGUAUUUGCACAUUGUUACGCUGUGAAAUGUUAUUAAACUUUUAUAAUUCUUAA